GUUCCAGGGGGGGCGGGAGGAAGGGAAGAGAGCGCGGGCCAGGAGCCAAUCCCGGGGAGGGGGCGUGGUCUGAUCGAGAGGCUCCUCCCGGCCACUCCUCCCUCCGCCGCUCAGUCCGCAAAGCCGCCGGCAGGUCUCGGGCACCUUUUCCCGCGCUUCGCCUCCUCAUCUCCGCCCGACCAGCCUCGUCAUGCAGCCCGCCAGCGGAGAAGCCGUCCCUCCCGGCGCCUUGCCUUCCGCCCCGCCGCGCAACAUCCAGAUCAGCAGGAUCAUGCGCCCUGAUGACGCCAAUAUCGCUGGGAACGUGCACGGCGGGACGAUCCUGAAGAUGAUUGAGGAGGCGGGGGCCAUUAUCAGCACCCGACACUGCAACUCUCAGUCUGGGGUACGUGCAGGAUCCGACCCCUACCUGGAGCGAUGUGUGGCCGCCCUGGCCCGGGUGGAGCGCACGGAUUUCCUCUCACCCAUGUGCAUCGGGGACGUUGCCCACGUCAGCGCCGAGAUCACCUACACGUCCAAGCACUCUGUGGAGGUCCAGGUGAACGUGGAGUCAGAAAACAUCCUGACCGGGGCCAAGAGGGUGACCAACAAGGCUACGCUGUGGUACGUUCCGCUGUCGCUCCACAAUGUGAACAAAGUGUUGGAGGUCCCUCCGAUUCAGUUUGCCACCAAGGAGCUGGAGGAGGAAGGGAGGCAGCGCUACGAGGAGCAGAAGAUGGAACGGCGAGAAACCAAGGAGCGGAACGGGGACGUCAUCCUGCCCGUCAUCCAUCCAGACAGGCAAACAAAAGAGCCCUACACCGUUGGCUACAGCCAGUCCAGCCUUAUCCACCUGGUGGGACCCUCCGACUGCACCAUGCAUGGAUUCGUACAUGGAGGUGUCACCAUGAAGCUGAUGGACGAAGUGGCCGGCAUUGUGGCCGCUCGCCACUGCAAGACUAACAUUGUGACGGCUUCUGUGGAUGCCAUCAAUUUUCACGAGAAGAUUAAGAAAGGCAGUGUGAUUACGAUUUCGGGGCGCAUGACCUUCACCAGCAACAAAUCCAUGGAGAUCGAGGUCUUUGUGGACGCCGACCCUUUUGUGGAGGAGCCUCAGGACCGUUACCGGGCCGUCAGCGCCUUCUUCACCUACGUGUCCCUCAGUAAGGAAGGGAAGCCCCUUCCUGUCCCCCAGCUGGCGCUGGAGACGGAAGAGGAGAGGCAGCGCUUUGAAGAAGGGAAAAGCCGGUACCUGCAGACCAAAGCCAAGCGCCAGGCAAAGAUCCAACCCCUGACUCAGCAGUGACUGCAGCUGGCCGGAGAGGGAGAGGAAGACCUUGACAUCCAGCAGCUUCUUCACGACAGGCACAGGCUCCCAGCAUUCCUUCGCAUUCACCUCCGGUGGUCUCUCUUCCAUUCCACAACUUCCUGGAUAAAAGAGGGGGGAAAGGAUAUCUAUCUAUAUAUAUAUGUACAUGUAUGCCAAAUUUAUUUAAUUAAUAUAUUGUGAAUAAAGGUGGUACGCCUUCAGCUAGAAGA
Messenger RNA from Pogona vitticeps (central bearded dragon), 1518 nucleotides. The record is from RefSeq and is a predicted model, not a curated record. Lineage: Eukaryota; Metazoa; Chordata; Lepidosauria; Squamata; Agamidae.